Messenger RNA from Musa acuminata subsp. malaccensis (wild Malaysian banana), 1118 nucleotides. The record is from RefSeq and is a predicted model, not a curated record. Lineage: Eukaryota; Viridiplantae; Streptophyta; Magnoliopsida; Zingiberales; Musaceae.
UGAAAGAAACAGGUCAUUCUACAAGGACGACAAAUAAAUGUACAGCACGCGACUUGCUUCUGUGACUCGACCACUAGGAAUAAUUGAUCAUGAGGAGGCUCUCCGGGGCCGCCUUCCUUCUCUACCUCCUCAUCGCUCUCCUCGGCCCUUCCAAUGGAGCUGACACCUUGACUCUUGACCACCCCCUCGCUGACGGCGAGGAACCCUUGAUCUCGGAGGGCGGCAGCUUCACGUUGGGCUUCUUUAGCCCCACUGGUUCUGACAGCCGCUAUAUCGGGAUAUGGUACAAGAAGAUCUCAGUCCGAACGGUGGUGUGGGUCGCCAAUCGCCAGCGGCCUGUCACCGGCAACCAUGGAAGCCUAUCCGUGGCGGCCAACGGAACGCUCGUCAUCACCGGCGAGAACUCGACCGUCGUCUGGUCCUCACCGUCGUUCGCGCUUUCGAACCCGGUGGCGCAGCUCCUCGACGAUGGGAACUUUGUCGUCAGGGAGGCGGAUGGUAAUCCUAGUGAUCCCAACAGCUUUGCGUGGCAGAGCUUCGACUACCCGACCGACACGCUCCUGCCGGGCAUGAAGCUUGGGUGGAAUCUGACGACCGGUUUCAACCGCACACUCACGUCGUGGGCGAGCGCCAGCGACCCGGCGCCGGGCGAGUACACCUUCGGCAUCGAUCUGCGCGGCGAUCCCCAGAUCUUUGAAUGGUCAGGGACGCGUAAGGUGUGGCGCGCUGGCCCAUGGAACGGGCUGCGGUUCACCGGCGUCCCACAGAUGACGUCCUACAACAUGCUCUCGUUGCAGUUCUUCGUCGACGCCACCCAGGUCGUCUACGUCUUCUACAUGAUCGACCCUUCCUUCGUCUCCAGGCUGGUCGUGAACCAGUCCGGCACCCUGCAGAGGCUGGUGUGGGUCAACGACAGCAAGUUCUGGAACGCCUUCUGGUACGCCCCAAUGGACGCAUGCGACACCAUCUUCCCGUGCGGCCCCAACGCCGUCUGCGACACCAGCAGGUCGCCGCAGUGCGGCUGCCCGCAGGGGUUCCAGCCGAAGAAUCCGACCAACUGGGGAUUCAGGGACGGCUCCGACGGGUGCGUGAGGAAGACGGAGGUGGACUGCCGGAAC